Messenger RNA from Aphanomyces astaci, 816 nucleotides. RefSeq lists its product as hypothetical. The record is from RefSeq and is a predicted model, not a curated record. Bases 1 to 816 code for a protein of 271 amino acids. Lineage: Eukaryota; Oomycota; Saprolegniomycetes; Saprolegniales; Verrucalvaceae. The transcript is spliced from 3 exons.
AUGGGGAACUGCUCUGGUCGAGACUUGGAGGCGGUGGAAGCACGGGUCGCGCGUCCCGACACCAGACCGAUGCGCGCCGCAGCUCCCGAUCAAUCACAUCAACCACAGCGACGACGGUCCAAGCUGGCCGAGUCGUUCCAGAGACGCAAGUCCAAUUCUUUCUUUGAACGAAGCAGCAGCAGCAUGCGGCAGAAAGCGCAUCGCUUCUCCUUGAACUUCAUGCCACGACAAGAGUCGGACAUUCCCAUCGCGGAAGACUCACCGCACGAGCUGGACCGGAGAAAGGGUGCUCCGCGGACUCCCGACACUGAAUACUAUCGCAGCGACACGGACGAAAUCAGCAUCGACAUCGAUUUGAUCCUUGGCCACGAUUUCGACUCGCCGGGGAUUAUCCACGCGCGAUGGGGCGAACCUUCCGAGGACGACGACGAAGUAUGCAUGGACUACCAAGCGAACCCGUUCAAGGUGGGGUUCUGCAUCAACUGCCAGAAGCAGCACGAGUUCACCGAAGCGGGCGAAGUCAAGGCGAUCAAGGAGUACAAGCGAAUAUCGACCUUGAACGUGUGGCAACUGCAGUUGCCGACCAACCCCAACAUCUCCAUCGCACCCGAAGCCAUGAUCGGCGUCGGCCGAACGAAUGCCAGCUACAGCCAGCGGAACCUGCGCCUGUCCACGCUCUCGGACGGCGGGAGGGAGUCCGACGUCGACCUCACCCAGAUCCUCAAGCAGCGAAGGGACAUCCUCCUCAAGCUCCAGCAAGCCAAGACGGAGAAAGCUCCCGCCGCUCGUUCAUCGAAUGACGACAGUUGGCUCUGA